AUCAUAGAGUUGAGUCAGUACUUCAGCAACACCACCACAGUCCACAGCAUUUGUCCUUCCUCGCCGACGGGAACACGAGAAAAUCCCCAAACAAAACCAACCAAUUAUGGCUUCUUCCACCAAAUCCAACGACGAUCAGAUUCUGGUGGAGCGUAAAUCAUCUGCGAGAGUUUUGACACUAAACAGGCCUAAGCAAUUGAAUGCCCUCUCUUCUUAUAUGGUAUCUCGGCUACUUGAAAUUUUUCAUGACGAUGAGAGAAAUUCUGAUGUUAAAUUGAUCAUCAUGAAGGGAAAUGGAAGGGCAUUUUGUGCUGGUGGUGAUGUUGCAGCCGUUGCUCGUGAUGCGAGAGGACGUGAUUGGUGGAAGGGUGCAAAAUUUUUUGAGGCUGAGUAUAGAUUGAAUUACUUGAUGGCAACAUAUAGUAAACCCCAGGUUUCAAUUCUUAAUGGAAUUGUCAUGGGAGGUGGUGCUGGUGCUUCUAUCCAUGGAAGAUUUCGUAUUGCUACUGAGAAUACAGUCUUUGCAAUGCCAGAAACAGCUUUGGGUUUAUUUCCUGAUGUAGGUGCCUCAUAUUUCUUGUCUAGACUGGCUGGAUUUUUUGGAGAAUAUGCUGGUCUUACGGCGGCCAGGUUGGAUGGUGCAGAAAUGCUUGCUUGUGGUCUUGCAACACAUUUUGUCCCUUCAUCGAAAUUGUCUUUAUUGGAAGAAUCAUUAUGCAAGGUGGAAACUAGUGAUCCAACUGCAGUAUCUGCAAUUAUCGAUAAGUACUCGCAGCAACCUUUCCUAAAAGAGGAUAGUAUAUGUCACAGGAUAGAUGUCAUCAAUAAGUGUUUCUCUAGAAAAACAGUUGAGGAAAUAUUAUUUUCUCUUGAGAUGGAAGCUGUGAGUAAUGCUGAUAAUUGGAUUUCUACAACUAUUCAAACCUUAAAGAAAGCAUCUCCAACAAGCCUUAAAGUGUUUCUUAGAUUGAUUAGAGAAGAAAGGCUCCUAGGUGUUGGUCAAUGCCUUGUUUGUGAGUAUAGAAUUCUCUGUCAUAUGCUACGAGGACACUGCAGCAAGGAUUUCUUUGAGGGUUGUAGAGCUAUUCUGAUAGAUAAAGACAGGAACCCUAAGUGGGAGCCUUCCAAAUUGGAGCUUGUAAGUGAUAGGGACGUUGACCGUUACUUCUCUAAGCUUGAUGAUGAAGGAUGGGAAGAUUUGGAGCUACCCAAAAGGUUAAACAAUCUUCCUACAUAUGCUAUUUCAAAGCUUUAACUUAAAGGCACAAACAAUCAUAUCUUUUUCAGCCAAAAGUAUAGAAGACAAGUAUCAGUGUUCAGUGGAUUCUUGAAUGUUUAAUAUGGCAGUGUAUGAAUUUUUAUUUUUAUUUUUGUUAACGAUAAAAUAAAGUGAUGUUUAUAGUUUCUAA
This is a messenger RNA of Gastrolobium bilobum, 1409 nucleotides long. Its product is annotated as 3-hydroxyisobutyryl-CoA hydrolase 1-like. Gene Ontology annotation, biological process: L-valine catabolic process. The transcript is spliced from 14 exons. NCBI's taxonomy places the organism in Eukaryota, Viridiplantae, Streptophyta, Magnoliopsida, Fabales, Fabaceae. The coding region runs from base 107 to 1255 and encodes 382 amino acids. The record is from RefSeq and is a predicted model, not a curated record. Gene Ontology annotation, molecular function: 3-hydroxyisobutyryl-CoA hydrolase activity.